CCCAGAGGCCACUGGCUCUGGGCUCCCCGGCAUGCUGGAAGCCUGCUCAGGACUCCUGAGUGCAUGCUCUGCCCACCCCGGACCGUGCCAUCCCCAGAAUCCAGGCCCCAAGCAUCUGCCUCGCAGCAGGACAGGAGGCAGGACCGGGAGGUGCAGAGGCAGGAAGGGGCUUCACCCUUUCUCAGAUCCUCGGGGAGGCAGGCCCCAGGAUGGCCCGGCUGGGUGGGGCCCUGGAUGUGGGAGUGGACAGGCCCGUGUCUGAGGCCCGGGAGGCCACAGUGGGCGGCCUCACCUCCACUGCCCAGGGCUGCCCCCUGCAGGCCCUGCCGGCCCUGACCAGCGCCCCACCUGCAGGGUAGGAUGAAGCUGGCGCAUGCCCACAGGGGUCAGGACCACCUCCUCGUCCCUUCCCAUUACCACCACACCCAUAUCAAAGUGACAGGCACAGGGGGAGGCCAGGUGGGACCCAGCAGGGGGAGAAGGGAAGAAUGACCCGAGGGGAGCUGGGGACUGGCAAUCCUGCUGCCCUGGGGGACCAGAUAAACCCCGGCCUCUGCGAGGCUGGGCAGGGAAGAGCAGCAGUGCCAGGAGCCACACACUCAGCCUCACACACGACACCCCCAUGCCCGUGGGCACACCACACCCCAGACCCGUGGGCACAUCACACCCCCACAUCCAGCGUGCACAUCGUCAACCACCUGGUCCCACACUCACCACACAUCUGCACGAUCAUCUGCACACUUACUUGCACACUCACUGCCCACGCAUUGCACGCCCCCCAUCCCCCACAGCAGCCCUGGGGCUCUGUUUGUCCAGCCUGGCUCCUCUCUGGCUUGGCUCCCUGGACAGUCCGGCCAAGACGCCCCCUUGGCCGCCCGGAAAGCCUGGGGAGACUCUGCUUGUCUCCCCCACAUGCUCCCAAGGACCUCAGCCUGGCCUGCUCCACGGUCAGCUGAGGGGGCUCAGGAGCAGGCCAGGAGGGGUGUGGGGGUGUGGGAAAGGCCCCCCACCCCGUCCACCGCCAGCGCCCUGGAAUUCGCUGAGCACAGCGGCCAGCCUAAUCCCUGCUCUGCCCGCAGGGUGGCUGAGCCCCUGGAGCGGGGCAGCCAGGAGAGGCCGGGCUGGACUGGGGGGCUUGAGUCACCAGGCGGCUAGACGGCCCCAAAGUCCAGGGCAGGGUGGGUAGGCCUCCACUCUUGACCAGAUUGGGGAGUCUGGGUCCCCGAGACCCUGGAGGCUGUGGCUGACUGGGGGGCUGCCUGGGCCACACCUUGCCUCCAAGAAUGGAGGAGAAGUGCUUUCCUGGGAGUCCUCGGAAGUGGAGUGAAGCCUGAGAGCCACGCAGGCCCCCGAAGAAAGGGGGUGGGGAGGGGGCCACCCUGUCCCGGAGCUGGACUAGAGGACCUGCUGGUGGGGGAGGGCGAGAGGCUGAGGGUGCAGGGAAGGCCGGUGACCUCAUCCCCGGGGCGGGGCCCUGCGCCCCCGCCCAGCCCAGCCGCUAUAUCCCCAGGCUGCGCAGCUCCCCACGGAAGCCGGAGAGAUGGCCCUGCAGUUUGAGGCCUUCCACGCGGGGGGCCUGGCCCCGGGCUGGAACCUGCUGGUGCAGGCACACUCUGACUCCGGAGAGGACCAGUUUGAGAUCAACUUCCUGUCCGAGACGGGCGACAUCGUCUUCCACAUCAAGCCCCGGUUCUCCAGCGCCACCAUGGUGGCCAACGCCUUUCAGGGCGGUCGCUGGGGCCAGGAGGAGGCGUCCAGCGUCUUCCCACUGGUGCUCGGGGAGCCCUUUGAGAUGGAGGUCACCUCGGACGCGGAGCACUUCCACGUCCAUGCCCAGGAGCACAAGGUCCUCCAGUUCGCCCACCGCCACAGGCCGCUGGCCGCCGUCACGAGGGUGCAGGUGCUGAGUGACCACCGCCUGGCCCAGGUGGAGCUGGCCAGGAAAGGCCUGAGCUGGGGGGCUGGGGGCUACUGAGCUGUGUCGGAAGUCCCAGGAUCGAGCCUUGGCCGUUGACCCUCUCACAUCCAGUGAAGCCCACCCUGGAGAAGCUGGGGGGAGAGGGCUCUGUGGUUCUGGGACCCCCAUUUCAGCUCCACAUCCAAUAAAGUUUAAGUAGGCUGCAGAA
Messenger RNA from Bubalus bubalis (water buffalo), 2126 nucleotides. It is a transcript of the gene GRIFIN, whose product is annotated as galectin-related inter-fiber protein. The transcript is spliced from 5 exons. Lineage: Eukaryota; Metazoa; Chordata; Mammalia; Artiodactyla; Bovidae. Gene Ontology annotation, molecular function: carbohydrate binding. Bases 1541 to 1975 code for a protein of 144 amino acids. The record is from RefSeq and is a predicted model, not a curated record.